AGAGGUUCGUUGUCUGCGCUUAGUUUCCAACAGUUUGCCAGCCAGAGGUUUUCAGGAGCAGAAAUUUGUACACCAUUCGGAUUCGCGUUCGUUUCGUUGACCAUCGGUUGCGUGGUGUUCCGUUUGGACCGUGUGUGUUUCCGUUUUUACGCCGUUUGCCGAUUGGCCCACCGCGGAUGGAACUUUUCGACACAACCUAUCGGUAGUCGGUUUAUCGUUUUAAUUUUUACGGUUUUUUUUUUCCUGCUGCCUUGCUCGCGAUCCUAUCAAAUCGCCUCGAUCGUUCGUUUAGGUGAAAGGUAGAGAAAAAGAAAUUUUCUGCACACAAAAGAAACGACAAAGUGAGCGGGACAAGAGUUGGCUGAUUGAUCGCGGCGGAGAGAAAGAGAAGAUCACACACACGAUCGGUUGGCUGGUUGGUUGAAUAAAAGUGUUGGGCAAAAGGAAGAACGGAAAAAAAGAACGUCCGAAGGAAGUUUUCUUUUUUGACAUUUUGAUUUAUCUUCAAUUCGUUUCGACGCAUGCUGUGUUAACAUUAUUGUUGCUGUGAUUGUUACGGAUUGCCUGAUUGUACCGGAUUUUCCUUUAGGAAAGUUUGUCCUAAACACUAGAAGCUGCGGUCGAAAUCUCAAGAUCGUUUGCCGAUAACUUUACAGAAAAUUAGUUCGACUUAAGGUAGGGAAGAAUCCCUGUUCAUUUUUCUUUUGAAUCCGGUUAUUAUAAAGCUGCAAACCUGAAGAAGUUAGUGCAAACCCGUCUCAAUAUGAUCCAGGAUCCGGGCGCUGGUCCGAGUGAAAGUCCAGAACCACAGCCAGCCAGCAAAUAUGAACGGGUCGCUUACGACAUUCAUCGGCCACCGAUGGGGGCAGUUGCACCAGCACCCAUUGCAAUGCAAGUGGAUUCCGAAUGUCCGCUGGACAUGACCGUACGUCGGAAGGAUUGCGAUCGACAGGGAGACACCUCUCCGGGUGGAGAGACCGCAAACAGUAGUGCCAGGAGCAGCAGCACCAGCACCACAGACGCACCGAUUAAUCUGAACAUGCGCCCAAGUGUGAUAACCAAGGCUCCCCCUCCACCGAUCAAAAAGCGUAUCAGUAGCAUGCAUAGUAAUGGUGAAAUCGUGAUAAAAAAUACUGCAGGUGAUAAUCUUUCUCCGGUAAAUUGCGAUGUGUUUAUCGAAGAGCAUUUCCGAAGAUCUCUAGGUAAUACUUAUGCGUCCAUUUAUGGACCUAACAACAAUAAUACCACUCAGCAAAAGAGUAGUGGCAGUGAUACCAGAAACAGUAGUACUAGUAGUACUAGCAGUAUUAGCAGCAGUAGUUCCAGCAGCGCAAUAAGCACAAGCAGCAGUUUGAACAGUUCGAGCGGCAUCAGCAGCAGCAACCUAGCAAAUUUCAGCAUCGCAAGCCAGCUGCAGAUUGCUCCCAAUCCCGUUGUCAGACCGGCUCCGAUUGCACCGCUAGAAGUCACUCCAAUCUUGAAGGUUAAGGCGGAAGCCGCACUAAUUCAGCCGCAGCCGCAGCAACUGCUUCAGCACACACGGCCCGAGUUGAAAACCUCCCAAAAAGAGCCCGGCACCAUGCAGCACGUCGUUCGACCGGACUCGGAGGAGGAAGUAGACGAUCACUUUGCUAAAGCUUUAGGAAACGAUACUUGGAAGAUGAUACAGGAGAAGAAAAUGAACUUGUGAGCUGUGUCGCGGCCGAAAACAAACAAAAAAAAAACCAGCAAUCGUUUAGUCCUCGCGCUUGGGGACAAAAAUCUUUUUGAACAAGGUUUGCGUUAUAUAACGACUAAGAGAACCGGUAAGAAAAACUAAACCACAAUCACGCGUCUCGUGGCUGAUGGGGCACCAGCAACAUCUCAUGUUAAUCCACCAGCAGUGCCCGAAGAAAAAGAAAAAAAAAGAAGAAAACUGUAAAACGAACUGAAACAAACGCCGCAAUCACAGAGUCCAAGACUAGAACUCAUUUAAAAAGAGACCCGUGCUGCGUCGCGUCUCGGUUAGAAUUGUGGUCAAUUGUUAACACAUUUAUACCAUUUUUUACUCUUAAUUACUCGUACUAUAUUAUCAACUAUUGCUGAUGUCUGUGUUAGGAACGCUUUUCUUUUUUACAUAUACAUAUUCUCUUAGACGGUCACUUGUUCGAAACGAGCGCAUUUACUAAUUCCUUGUUGUUUGUUGUAACAUGAUAUAUUUUUGUUCCUAUAGAUUCGUUUUUCCCAGCUCUCGGUCCUCGGUGCCUUCACUCACUAUAUUGCUCGACCUCGGCCGACUGUCGAUCUACAGGAAGAUUCACGCGAAUAUCAUUGAUUUCAAAAUCCAGUGGCGCAAUUCACAUUUGUGCUCGAAUGUAACCUGAACUAAUCACACGGCAAGUGCAAUUGUGUUGGGCAAAACGUCACGUUGCAAAGUAGAAAAUGUAGAUCUCCUGUUACUGAGUGAUUGACACCCGCUCCGGUUGGUUUAAUCCUUCAUCCCAGUACUGAUUUCGAAUGGUGCUAGAGGCUAUCGAACGCAAUCUACCCACCCUUGGAAACCAGUACUUGUGAAGAUCCUAAUCCCCUGAAAAAAAAAACACACUCAACCUAACUAUCAAUUUUGAGCUCUUAUAAUCAAAAACCCUGCAUCCGAUUUGCAAUCAAAUUUUCCUUAGUUUUCUAUUGUUUCUACCCUUUAAAGUGGAAGUUUAAAGCUAAAGAUGAAGCCUUGCUUUAGUGCUAUUCCGUUAUUUUUAUUUUCCUCCCGUUUUUUUUUAUUUCCUUUAUCAUCGAAUAAUAUUAGUGAUAAGUUUUAAAACAAAAACUAAAAGUGAGUAAAAAUAUUAAAAAAAAUCACUCGCGCAAACUACGGCAGAAAAAAAGUACCAUUUACGGCAAGGAAAGCAAAACACUGUGUAACAAUGCUAUGUAAGUGUAGAGUUCUCGAUGAAAACAGUAAUAAAAUAUUUUUUGUGAU
Messenger RNA from Sabethes cyaneus, 2959 nucleotides. RefSeq names its product osteocalcin 2-like. Lineage: Eukaryota; Metazoa; Arthropoda; Insecta; Diptera; Culicidae. The transcript is spliced from 3 exons. Gene Ontology annotation, biological process: negative regulation of DNA-templated transcription. The record is from RefSeq and is a predicted model, not a curated record. The coding region runs from base 764 to 1690 and encodes 308 amino acids. Gene Ontology annotation, molecular function: transcription coactivator binding.